Suricata suricatta (meerkat) is the source of this 168-nucleotide messenger RNA. RefSeq names its product defensin beta 106B (gene DEFB106B). Gene Ontology annotation, cellular component: extracellular region. Gene Ontology annotation, biological process: innate immune response. The transcript is spliced from 2 exons. Lineage: Eukaryota; Metazoa; Chordata; Mammalia; Carnivora; Herpestidae. The record is from RefSeq and is a predicted model, not a curated record. The coding region runs from base 1 to 168 and encodes 55 amino acids.
AUGUUUGCACUCAUAGCCAGGAAUGGUUUUUUUGAUGAGAAAUGCCUCAAGCUUAACGGGAGGUGCUCGGAUGCUUGUCAGAAAAACGAAGAACUUGUUGCUCUCUGCCAGAAGUCUGUGAAAUGCUGUGUGACCAUCGAGCCAUGUUGGAAGAACAUAAAUGAUUAA